AUGCGUUUCUUCUCUGCAACCUUCCUGCUGAUAUCAGUAGUGAGUUUACCCGCUGAAGCGGGCAAAUGUCCCAAAGUGUGCAGCUGUGACAGCACCAAACUCACGGUCGCCUGCAUCGGCAAGAAUUUAACUGAGGUUCCCCCAAGUAUAGAUGAGAUUACAGUGCAACUCGACCUGAGGAAUAACAACCUACAGGAGCUGUCCAGGGGAGCGUUCACCCUCACACCCUACCUCACCCACCUCAACCUGCAGCGUUGCAACAUUAUCAAGGUGAAGGAGGGUGCUUUCCGGUCUCUGGGUCGCGUGGUCUCCCUAAACCUGGCUUAUAACAAAAUUGAUGUCCUUUACCAACUACAGGAGUCGUUUGAUGGCCUCUCCUCCCUGAAGGAACUGCACCUGGACCAUAACCGUGUGGAGGAGAUCCAGCCUGGAGCCUUUGCACAGCUUGGUUUCCUCAACAUGCUGGCCCUCACCCACAAUCAGCUAGUUUACAUCCCCAACAUGGCCUUCCAGGGCCUGAACAACAUUAAGUGGCUCCGUCUUAGCCAUAACUCCCUGAACAACUUGGCCCCUGAGGCGUUCACUGGACUGUUCACCCUCAGCCGCCUCAGCCUGGACCACAAUGAGCUGCAGUUCUUCCCCACUCAGACCAUGAACAGACUGCGAGAGGUCACACGCCUGGACAUGAGCCACAACCCCAUGAUCUACCUCGGAGAAGAAUCCAUCUCUAUGCUGAAACUCACACACCUCUACCUUGACCACAUGUCCCUUCAGGACUUGUCAGAUCAGGCUUUGUCCGGCGCCCCCCUCCUCUCCCACUUGGACCUCAGCCACAAUCAACUUCGUUAUCUGGAGCCUCUGUCAGGCCCCAAGCAGCUGCGGAGCCUCAACCUGACAGGCAACCCGGUCUACUGUAACUGCUACAUGCGGCCCCUGAAGGUGUGGGCUCGUGUCGGUGGUGUGAAGCUGCUGGGAGUGUGUGCUGGACCUCCUCACCUCUCAGAUGAGCCGCUGCAGACCGUGGCUCCUCUGGAUCUGCGCUGCCGCAGUCGGGGGGAGACACUAAAAGAUGAAUUUGAGAAGGAUGAUGAGAGCACAGGAAGUCCCCCACCCACAGCCAAGCCCAAGCAGAAAGUCAAGUGUCCAGUUAACUGUGACUGUGACAUUGAAGCCCAACACGCCACAUGUGAGGGUCGAGGUCACACCAAAGUCCCGCGAGGUUUCCCCACCAAGACGCAGCUGCUUGAUCUCCGCAGCAACCACUUCCACUACCUUCCUGCCAACAGCUUCCCAGGCACCAGCCAAGUUGUUUCUCUUCACCUGGAGUUCUGCAAAAUCCAUGAAAUCGAAGGUGGUGCCUUUCGAGGUAUGAAGAACCUACUUUAUUUGUAUCUUUCUGAUAAUGACCUCACUUCCUUGGAUCGUGAAGCCUUUGCUGGAGUUCCCGAGCUCACCUACCUGCACCUGGAGGGGAACAGGCUGACGCAGUUCCCUGGAUCAGCUCUGGCACUUUUACCAAGUCUGUUUGUGUUACACCUGGAGCGAAAUGCCAUUUCCAAACUAGAGCCCACUGGUUUGCUGUCCUCAGUCACCCCUAAGCUUAAGGAACUUUACUUGACCAAUAACACCAUAACAUCCAUUGCCAAGGGUGCCCUGGACUCUACUUUCCUAGGUACACUUCACCUGGAUUCAAAUCAGCUGACAGAGAUGCCUACCUACGCUUUGACAGAGGCCCCUAACCUGGAGGAGCUCAAACUCUCCCAGAAUUCAAUUCGAUGGGUCGGACCAAAUGCAUUCCAGCGCAUAUCCCAAAGUCUAAAGAGGCUGUACAUGGAUCAGAUGGGAAUGGAGAAGAUUUCCAGGGAUGCUCUAGCAGGGUUGGGCCCUGUGCUGAGGGCUCUCACUUUGAAAGGAAACCAGCUGGAGGAGCUUCCUGACCUGAGCCCACUCACUGGCCUGGAGGUGGUUGACCUGGAGGACAACCCCCUGCUAUGUGACUGUUCUCUGCUGCCACUACGCAGGUGGAUGGAGAAUGUAACUUUGCAGGUGAUUGCUACCUGUGGUCAUCCUCCUGAGAUCAGAGGUCAGAAGGUCCAGGACAUCCAUGUCUUCAGAUCCUGCCCAGAAAGCAUCUCCCCUCCAGAUGAGAAGGUUGUUGUAGACCCCGGACCUGCAAAAUUGAAGAAACCCAAAGCCAGCAUCUCAAGGGCCCCUGGAGUCAAGGUUAAGCCUGCCAAACCCAAAGCUAAACUAUCCAAACCAACCAAGAACAGGCCUCCUGUGACGCAGAGAUUGACGAAGAACAAGAAGACACUAUAAUAAACGAAUAUAACAGUCAUUCCUGGUAUCAUAUCAUGAGUUUGAUUUUGCAAUCUGAUGGACUUCUUUUCCUUUUCAAUAAAG
Molecule: messenger RNA, 2403 nt
Organism: Scatophagus argus
Lineage: Eukaryota; Metazoa; Chordata; Actinopteri; Scatophagidae
Gene: chadla
Product: chondroadherin-like a
Exons: 10
Coding region: 1-2319 (772 amino acids)
Biological process (GO): toll-like receptor signaling pathway; immune response
Cellular component (GO): extracellular matrix; membrane
Molecular function (GO): transmembrane signaling receptor activity; protein binding
Source: RefSeq, a predicted model, not a curated record